AUGGCGUCUGACGAAGUGAGGCGAGUGAGUGCCUGGCACUGACACAAGGUAAUAUCUGCCUCAAGCGCACGACAUAAAGCUUCACAUGGCUUUGUACAUGGGUGCAUCUCUGUCUUGCAGCACGGCCAUCUCAAGUCGAGGGACAAGAUGCCAAGAUCACGAUGGCGGAGCUUGAGAGCAGCGUUAUGUGUUGCCGUAUGCGUCAGUGCCGCCGUCGCGUCAUCGCUCGAUGAGUCAUUCCUGCAGUCCCGUGACUCCCGUCCACCGUCGGCCUUCACACCCAGCUUUCGUCCCAUCCGGCGCUCUCUGACACGGCCACGCGCAUCAGUGGCCACUGCAGAACCUGAAGCAGCCGUCGCAGCCGAGCAAUCGGAUCUCCCAUCUGUAGCCAAGAGGCAGCGUGUUCUGUCGGGGAUUCAGCCGACGGGUGCGCUUCACUUGGGCAACUACGUUGGAGCUAUUCGACAGUGGGUCAAGAACCAGGACAAGUACGACAGCUUCUUCUGUGCCGUGGACCUGCAUGCCAUCACUCUGCCGCAUACGCCAUCUAAACUACGCCAGGAAACCUUACAGGUAGGUCCGUCUUCCACUCUGCGUGUCAUGCUCAUUUAUUCUCUCUGUUUUGGGCUGGGCGCGGUUGCAGGCGACUGCCCUCUAUGUCGCGUGUGGGAUCGACCCCGACCGCAGCUCGGUGUUCGUGCAGUCGCAUGUGCCAGCGCACACCGAGCUAACGUGGCUGCUCAACUGCAUCACGCCCGUCGGCUGGCUCGAGAGGAUGAUCCAGUUCAAAGAGAAGUCCCGCAAGCUAUCAGCCGAGAACAUCGGCGUGGGUCUGUUUGGCUACCCCGUGCUGAUGGCGUCGGACAUUUUGCUGUACAAGGCCGAGGUGGUGCCUGUGGGCGAGGACCAGGUGCAGCACAUCGAGCUCACGCGCGACGUGGCGCGGCGGUUCAACGAUCUGUUCUGCAAGAGGCAGCGGCGGAAGGAUGUGUUCGUGGAGCCCGAGACGCUCUUGGUCAAGGAGGGGGCGAGGGUCAUGUCGCUACUGGAUGGGACCGCCAAGAUGAGCAAGUCGGACCCCAAUGAGGGCUCACGCAUUAACCUCCUUGACACACCUGAGGUAGGUGGGUCGACCGGACGGACCUCACUCACAUCCCGGAUAGCAAAAGUAGCCAGCCGUGAUCUCUCUUGUGUGGUGUGUAUGUAUUGUGGUUGGUGUAAACCGCAGACGAUUCAGAAGAAGAUCAAGAAGUGCAAGACGGACCCCGUCCAAGGGCUCGAGUACGGCAACCCCGACCGACCCGAGUGCACCAACCUCCUCACCAUGCUAUCAGCCAUCUCCGACCAGCCCGUCGACGCCAUCCUGCAGCAGUACGGCGACCUCGGCUGGGGCGCCUUCAAGCCGGUCCUCACCGACGCCCUCGUCGAGCACCUGGGGCCCAUCCAGCAGAGGUAUAGGAACCUUGUCAGCGACCCCUCCUAUCUGCAGUCGAUCCUCCGGCAAGGGGCCGAGAAGGCCAAUGCAGUAGCCUCCCAGACACUGAGUGAGGCCAAGGACGCCAUGGGCUAUCUCUCUCUCGACGACGUCUCGUCGCUGCGGCUAGAGAGUGCGGAGGAGGGAAGUGGCGAGAGGGAGAAGGGCGACAUAUCGUUGCUGGAGAUCCGAGUGGGCAGGAUACUCGAAGUGGAGAGGCAUCCUGACGCUGACAGCCUCUAUGUCGAGAAGGUCGACCUGGGCGAAGGCGAGCCACGGACGAUAGUGAGCGGCUUGGUGCCCUACCUCUCGCAAGAGGAGCUUCAGGGCCGCAACGUCAUCGUGCUCUGCAACCUGAAGCCACGUGCUAUGCGCGGCAUCAAGUCGGAGGGCAUGCUGCUGUGCUCAUCCUCACCGGACGGCACUCGAGUGGCGCCUUUGUCGCCGCCCGAGGGAGCUGCAUUGGGUGAGCUGGUGACGUUUGAUGGUUGGGCGAGUGAGCCGGUGGCUCCGGGGAACAAAGCGGGCAAGGCAUUCGACCGCGUCGCUGAAGACCUGUCCGUCGGUGAACAAGGGGUAAGUCAGAUCAGUCAGGCAGCCAGUAUGUAUGGGCGACGGGGGGAGGGAGGGAGGGAGGGAGGGAGUGUGGCUUAAUUGUGUUUCUGUAGGUAGCCACAUUUCGUUCGGUGCCGUUCCAGACGUCGGCUGGUGCGUGCACAUCGGAGAUACCGGGCAAGAUCAGCUAGCUGAUGUGCCUGCCGUGCAUGUGUGCAUCAGAUAUGUGGAUGGGAUGUGGGUGAGACAUUGACAUUGACCUUGUGUCUGUCAUGCGCAAAGCACCGACCGACCUACCGAC
Messenger RNA from Vitrella brassicaformis, 2330 nucleotides. The record is from the annotation of a GenBank genome assembly. Lineage: Eukaryota; Vitrellaceae.